AUGGCCGAACUUUUGCUCUCUGCAAUCCUUCCUGUGUUGUUUAAAAAACUGGCGUCCCCUGAGUUAUUCAAUUACUACGCUAGUAAAGGAUGGGUGAAUUCCGAGCUGAAAAUGUGGGAAAAGAAGUUGAAGAAAAUUGAGGCGGUUCUCUGCACUGCAGAAGAGAAGCAACUGAUGAACCAGGCUGUGAAAAUGUGGCUGGACGAUCUUCAAGACUUGGCUUAUGAUGUGGAGGACUUACCGGAAGAGUUUGCCUUUGAAGCUGCACGGCACAGCUCCAAUCCUAUUUUCAAGAAUUUCACUCCAGUUGCUAUUAAGUUCGAUUUGAACCUGCGAUCCAGGAUAAAAGAUAUUAAUAGGCGGUUCGAAGUUCUCUAUAAUGAAAGAGCUCAACUUGGAUUAAUGCAGAAGAACUUUGGAGGUAUAUCAAGUACCGCGCUUCCUGCUCAGCAAGGACUUGAUCCAAGACCACCAAGCUCUAGUCUGCCAACUGAACCCGCUAUUUACGGGAGAGAUGAAGACAUAAAGGAAAUCCUUAAGAUCUAUCGUGGCUUGGGAGGACUUGGAAAAACUACGCUUGCUCGAGAAGUGUAUAACGACAAGACACUGGAACAUCUCAAGUUUGAGAAGAAAGUAUGGGUUUCCGUUUCACACAAUUUUGAUGUUUUGAGCAUCUCAAAGUCAAUUCUGGAGUCAAUAAGACCUACAUCUAGCAAUCUGAAUACUUUAAAUGAAGUGCUAGAUAAACUGAAAGAGGAAAUACAUGGAAGAAAAUUCUUGCUAGUCUUAGAUGAUGUCUGGAAUGAGAAUUACAGCUUAUGGGAAACCCUGAAGUCUCCAUUCAAGGAUGGUGCAACGGGAAGCAAGAUGAUUGUUACUACUCGCAAUAAAAGAGUAGCAUCAAUGAUGGGAUCCUCUAAACCUUAUGAUUUAAAGCCUAUAUCAGAUGAAGAUUGUUGGAGCUUGUUUUUGAAGCAUGCACCAUUGAGUGGUAUGGACAAUAUUGAUGCUCUCAGAAUAACCAGUUUAUUUCGGGAGAGAGUUGUUAAAAACUGUGGAGGCUUGCCCUUGGUGGCAAAGGCUCUAGGUAGCCUUCUACGUCAUGAGCCGAGAGUUGGUGCAUGGGAAAAUAUAUUAAAUAACAAAAUAUGGGAUUCACCUGAUCCAAGUACCGUUCUUCCUGUGUUACGAUUAAGCUACCAUCAUCUUCCUUCACAUUUGAAAAGGUGUUUCGCUUAUUGUGCAAUUUUUCCCAAAGAUUAUGAAUUUGAGGAGAAGGAACUUGGCCUUUUGUGGAUGGAAGAAGGUAUUAUUCACCAAUCAACUAAGCAAAUGGAUUUGGCUGGUGAGUAUUUUCGUCAUUUAUAUUCAAGUUACCNGAAGCAUGCACCAUUGAGUGGUAUGGACAAUAUUGAUGCUCUCAGAAUAACCAGUUUAUUUUGUGAGAGAGUUGUUAAAAACUGUGGAGGCUUGCCCUUGGUGGCAAAGGCUCUAGGUAGCCUUCUACGUCAUGAGCCGAGAGUUGGUGCAUUGGAAAAUAUAUUAAAUAACAAAAUAUGGGAUUCACCUGAUCCAAGUACCGUUCUUCCUGUGUUACGAUUAAGCUACCAUCAUCUUCCUUCACAUUUGAAAAGGUGUUUCGCUUAUUGUGCAAUUUUUCCCAAAGAUUAUGAAUUUGAGGAGAAGGAACUUGGCCUUUUGUGGAUGGCAGAAGGUAUUAUUCACCGAUCAACUGAGCAAAUGGAUUUGGCUGAAAUUGAUGACUGCAAAGGAGUGAUGUGCAAUAGUACUAUUUCUGCUGACUUCCCAUCUGUAAAUUCUAUGACUAGUUCAAGUAAUUCUAAGUUUGGAAAUUGGAUAAAGCAGGGAUUUCAAAAAGUUGUAAAGAUUGUUGGUUGGAAGGAUCUGAUGAAUUUAUGGCAAGAUUUGAAUUGUGUUGAGAAGCCACUAAGUGGGAUUCAUGGUCUUAUCUUCAUUAAAGAGUUGUAUAUUGUAAGAUGUACAAGUAUUGUUUUUUUUACGGAGAUCAAUCUUCUUCCCAAUUUGAGUUCUCGUACAAUUAGUAAUUGGGAGGCUUUAGAAUCUUUUCUUGAAGUAUUGAAGCAAAGCAAUUUGGAGAGCCUUGUAAUUAGAGAUUUUGAUUCACUAACACAAAUUGCAAGAGACACGCUGCCGCCAUCUCUUACAAAGCUUGAGAUACGAAAGUGUGAGAACUUGAAAGAAUUAGAAGAUUUCAGUACUACUCUGCUUGAGUCUUUGUCCAUUUAUGACUGUCUAUCUCUCAUUGGAAAGCAAGUGAAUAGCGGAAAUCCCACAGUUGGAUUUGAUAAUUUGCAUAAGAGAGCAAGAGAUUUUCGCAAGCUUGGAGUUUUGGCCUUCCAAACCAGCGUUUUUCCGAUAUUCGAAGUAGAAGCCAUUUUCGUACUCCGAGAGACCAGUAGAAUGGACCCCUCAACGACCAGAUCCGAGGAAGGAACUGAUUCAUCCUCGCAGGGUGCUCUGCGUGCCACUCCUAAGGUCUACUCGGUACUUACCGGGGAAGAACUCGAGAGAGUGAUAAAACAAUACGGUAUUGACAUGGAGGUUUUUCGCGAUGUGGCUCGCUCAUUGCGAUACCCACCAAGUGGGAUGGCCGCAAUCUCUGAAGAGAUCAUCAAGGGUGGGGGAUUGAUCCCCUUCCACCCUUUUAUCAGGUCGAUCUUGGAUCACUUCGGGAUAGCACCGAUGCAGCUCACUCUGAACGCGUAUGUUAUUACUGUUGCCAUGUACAUCACGUGUCGUGAGAACGGGCUGGACGAGCUAACCGCGAUGGAGCUCGGCUGCUCGUAUUUCUUGAAAAAGAGCAAUGACAAGGAUUCUUAUUACUUAUCUAGGUGA
This is a messenger RNA of Pistacia vera, 2877 nucleotides long. RefSeq lists its product as uncharacterized. The record is from RefSeq and is a predicted model, not a curated record. Gene Ontology annotation, biological process: defense response to other organism. NCBI's taxonomy places the organism in Eukaryota, Viridiplantae, Streptophyta, Magnoliopsida, Sapindales, Anacardiaceae. The coding region runs from base 1 to 2877 and encodes 958 amino acids. Gene Ontology annotation, molecular function: ADP binding. The transcript has 7 exons.